CUAGGCGGCGGCCCGCCGAAGGGUCUGAGGUUCGCGGCGGAACCCGGCCGGGAGCUACCCACGCCCUCCCGCAGACCCUGGUGGUCUGGUCCUCGGCGACUUAGGUCGGCUCGACUCGCGACUCCAGGACUGCAAGAUGGAAGAUGGAGGGGACCCAGGAGGCCUGAUUAAGGUGAUCCAUGUACUGGUCUUGUCAGGUGCCUGGGGCAUGCAAAUGUGGGUGACCUUCGCCUCAGGCUUCCUGCUCUUCCGAAACCUUCCUCGACAUACCUUUGGCCUCGUGCAAAGCAAGCUCUUCCCUUUCUAUUUUUACAUCUCCAUGGGCUGUGCCUUCACCAAUCUUUGCAUCUUGGCUCCUCAGCGUGCCUGGGUUCAGCUUACAUUCUGGGAGGUCACCCAGCUCUGCCUGCUACUCCUGAGCCUCACGCUGGCCACCAUCAAUGCCCGCUGGCUGGAGCCCCACACCACUGCCGCCAUGUGGGCCCUGCAGGCCAUGGAGAAGGAGCAUGGCCUGGGUGGGGAGGUGCCGGGCAGCCACCAGGGCCCUGACCCCUACCGCCAGCUGCGAGAGAAGGACCCCAAGUACAGUGCCCUCCGCCAGAGAUUCUUCCACUAUCACGGCCUGUCUUCUCUUUGCAACCUGGGCUGCCUGGUGAGCAACGGGCUCUGCCUGGCCAGCCUGGCCCUGGGCCUCAGGAGCCUGUAGCAUGGGCACUGUGUAAAUAAAUGUUUCUUUGAAAAUGA
Messenger RNA from Perognathus longimembris pacificus (Pacific pocket mouse), 744 nucleotides. It is a transcript of the gene Tmem205, whose product is annotated as transmembrane protein 205. The coding region runs from base 137 to 706 and encodes 189 amino acids. The transcript is spliced from 4 exons. The record is from RefSeq and is a predicted model, not a curated record. NCBI's taxonomy places the organism in Eukaryota, Metazoa, Chordata, Mammalia, Rodentia, Heteromyidae.